GGCACACUGCUGGCUCAUGACCAACCUGUUGACAUUCAGGUCCUUCUCCACAGAGCUCCUUUCCAGCAGGUCAGUCCCUCACUUCUACUCAUGCAUAUGGUUAUUCCUCUUCAGGUGCAGGUCUCUGCACUUGUCCUUGUUGAACCUCAUCAGGUUCAUCUCCACCCAGCUCUCAAGUGUGUUCAGGUCACACAGCAUUCUGGUGUGUCAGCCACUCUUUCCAGAUUUAUAUGAUCUGCAAACUUGUUGAGGGGGCCUUUUAUCCCUUCAUCUAGGUCAGUGAUGUUGAACAAGAACAGACCCUGUACUGGCCCCUGAGGAACACAGCUAGCUACAGGCCGCCAACCAGAUUCUGCACCAAUGACCACAGCCCUCUGGGCACAGCCAAACAGUUCUCAAUUCACUCCACUGUCUACUCACCUACCACACACCUCCUAAGCUUACCCACAAGGAUGUUAAGGAAGACAGUGUCGAAAGCCUUGUUGAAGUCAAGGUAUGUAAUGUUCACUGCUCUCCCUACCUCUACUCAGCUGGUCAUGACAUCACAGAAGCCUACCAAAUUAGUCAAGUAUGAUCUGCCCUUGGUGAAUCCAACCUGUCUACUCUGGAUAACCUCUUCUUCUUUCACUUGUUUGGAGAUGACAUCCAGAGUGACACUGGCACUCCUCCAGUUCACAGGCACCUCUCCUGUUUUCCAUGACCUUUCCCAGCUGAUAGAGAGCAGCUUGGCAAUCAUUUCUGCCAGCUUCCACAGCAUUCAUGGGUCCAUCUCAUCAGGGCCCAUGGAUUUGUGUGCAGCAAGUUUGCCUAGACGAUCCCUGACCAUGCCUUCCUUGAUUAAGGGAAGCAUUCUUUUCCCCACUCUCCUUCCUAUCUCCAGGGUCUAGAAUUCCCAAGGGGCAGCCUAAGUUGUAAAAGACUGUAGCAACAAAGGUGUUCAAGAACUUCAUCUUCUCCAUGUCCUGAGAUGGAUGAUUGAAAACAUAGUAUAGAGUAGAUCAGAAGAAAUCUAAGCUUGCAUAGUAUUCUUAUGAGUCAGGGAGAUCCAAAACCCAACUUAAAAUCAGGCCCAGCAGACAAAAUUUAUAUCCCAAAAACCUUUCUACAUUUAAAUGAAUACAAGAACUUAUUCUUAUAUUUUAGAAAAACAUGUUUUGUAUGUUCAAAACUUUUCAAUGAGCACAUUGUAUAGUUGGGGUGAACUUUGCAUUACUUGUCAACAAGCAACUCCUACACAUCCGAACUAUCACUGAGCACCAUGCAAGUGCCAGAGCACACCCCAGGCCCCAUGCAAUGAUGCAGCUGAAGUUCAGCUGUUUUCUAAGUGCAGACUGCAUCCCUUGUGUUUGCUGGCAUUGCAACACAAAAAAGAAAUGGCACAAGGGGGCGCCUGAAGCCUCAAAUAUCCCAAAGCUUUCACACCCCGUCUUCUCUGCUAUAGUACCUCUGUAGUAUUUCCAGUGUCUAAUUCAGAUCAAGAACAGACUGCACUGAGCAGGAACAGAAGAGGGCAUAAAAAAGCCCCGAGCUGCAUAUAGCCUAACGUCAGUUUUGUUAUUGUACUGACAAUAUUUUAGACUAUUUUCAUGACCUAUUAAAGAUUUUAAUCUAUUGCAUAUUACUUUCUGUCAGUAAAAGCAUAAAUUAGUUUAUGUAAAAAUAAAAAUCCUAGCAUAGGUGAGAUUUAAAUAGUAGGAAGUAGGAGAAUUAUCUUCAGAAAAAGCUAAGAUGAAAGUCAAAUUUUUUUGUCAAACUCAGCUUGGCAACUGCCCAGACUGUGGACUUUGGCAGAUUGCUCUCUGGUUAUAACAGAAGCCACUUCCUCUGUAGCAACAGUCAUAUCAACACCAUUGUGUGCUGCCUGGGGAUGGGCUCUGGGGUGUUUCAGUCCUCUGGGUGGGACCUUUGAGCUGCAUAAUGGUGCUUAUGUAGAGCAGAGCAACUGGAAAACCAAAGCCACAACUCCCCCAGCAGCAGCCCUAUGGGGAGUUCUCCUAUGCGUAUCUGGCUGGGAAAUGAAUCGGGGUAUUUUUCUCCCUGCGUUGACCCUGGGAGCUCUGACAACCCUAUUCAGCAAAGAGGAGGGCUUUGCCCAGGGUCCUCUACAGCUGCAAAUGACUCACACUGGAAGAGACCCUUCCAAUGAGAUUUAAAGGGACAGAGUAUUCCAGAAGUGUUUCAUUUUAAUAUGCAGAUUUCUAUCAUUUCAAACUUUCUGCAUGACUGCUCCUGCUGUACAGCCCAGGAUGGCGCAUGCUGCAUGCUUCAGGCCACAGCAAGAGCAGCAGGCCCAAGCCUACCUGCCCAGAUGUGCUGGGACCUGCCUGCUCCCAGAGAUAUCCCCAUGGAAAAACUACUCCCACACUCACUGCCUCCUCAGGACACUCCAGAGGAACAAAUCACACAUUCUGCUCAGUGUCUGCUGCUCUCCUGGUCACCAAAGAGCACCAUGCAGACGGGGCCUUCUCAGUACGUUCCUCUCGCACUCAGUGCCCAGCCAAAGGAGCAGAAAUGUGGCUGACACUCCUGCUCCUAGACUGCAUAGCUUUGAUGCUUCAGGGGUAGGCGGCUUCCCUGCCCAUUCCUGCCUUUCCACAGCUCACCACGGGGUCACAAAGGUUCCAGCUGAUCACUGACAGGAGGUGAACAUGGACCAUCCUGCAAGUCUCUCCUACAGAAGAAAGCAUGAAAUCCUUCUGCUGUCUGCUCCUCCUGCUUUGCUCCACGUGUCCAUACAGAGGAACAUAAAACAGAAGACCCUCCUACGUGGAUCUACGUGAAAGUAGAUCCAAAGUCAUCUCAUAGGAGGGCCAGGCCUUUCCUGCAGAGGUUGAGGAAGAGCAUACAACCAUGGUCCCCCCACCACUCUUGUGGUACACAACAAUGACAUCAUUAUGCUAAUAAAUAAGACAGGAAGCACAACCAAGCAUAAAAACCCACUGAAACUGAAUACAUAUGAAACACUGCCAAGAACACUAACGACUGCACUAAACAGAAAAUGAAAUAGUGUUUGGUUCAUCUGACUUCUUCCAGUUUUAGUAAUCUCUAGUGUCACUUGUAACAGUAAAAUCCAGUCCUCAGAGAGGGUGCUCAGGGCCUUUCAACUCACAUGGAAAAUGAAGGUUUUUUUCCAAGGUGAUGGUGACCUUCUAAUGUCUUAUUCAGUCUAAAAACUGAAUUCAGUACUUUGACACCAGUCUAAUGACCCACAUAAAACUGGCUGGGAUUUGCACUGAGUUACACUAGUUCAUUGCCAGUGAUAUUAACCGGCACUUGCAUUUUCUUUUUUUUUUACUACUACUUUCUCUGCUUUACAGAACAAUGCACUGAAUACCUCCAACCUCCUUCAGGAUGGCUUGUGUGCCUAAACAAACCUGUCCAAACCUGUGCCUAGACUUGCCUAGACACAAGUGGCACCAUGUCAUCUCAUCUGAAUGAAAACAUACAAACAGGAUCAUCUGAACCACACUUUAUUGUUAAGAAUUCUUCACAUCGACCCUAGAAAUUUCUAGGCAGAUCCCAGAAGCAAGAAGCCAAUCACAUUUGUGACCCCUGCCUGGCUUUGGGCCAAGCAGCUGAGAAACUGAGCAGCAGUGCCUACAACAGGGCAGCAUUCAGCUGCUGGGAGGCAACACUUCAACAUCCUCAGUUUUCCAGAGAGCUAUAAAACUUAGCGAUACAACUGUGAGAAACAAAACCUGACCACUGACUGCUGACAAAGCAGCAGGUUCCCCAUCCUGCUUCACUCAUACUAGCCCUGGCACUCACGUGACUCCCAUGAGAAGCCAAUUCAGAGUCAAGAAGCAUCAACUGGCUGCUACAAAGAAAGCAAUCAGUUUUCUGCUUAAUCAGCACACUCAGGUGAGCUCUCCUACCUGACUGACAAUGCUGCAAUCUAGGUGAGGGGAGGAAAGGAAACACGUUAACCAAGUUAACAUGAUCAACUUUGCUGAAUCAUUAAAUGAUGCACUACAUUACUGAACAGGUUGAAAUGAAUUGGUAAAGACUCCCGUAAGGAUAUCUGCUUGGCUUACAACUCGUUAUUACCAAGCAAUUAAUGUUGAUUCCACUUAACUCAGCAGCAUGCCCCAUCUGCAAGUUUCAGUUAGUUUUAAUAGCGCACAACCUGCUGAAGCCAAAGGGGCAGCUCGCAGCAGCCAGUCGGUGCUUCAAUGCCACAUGCCCUCCACUGAACACAGCUCCAAUUUUCCAAGAUUUCUAAAAAGCUCUUUCCCAUAUAAAACAUGUUAAGUUAAAUCAACGCUAACCUCUGAACUCUUGGAGCUGAGGUCAUGGAUAUAUGUCUCCUUUGAUUUAUGAGACAGAAUCUGCACAGCAUAAUAUAAAACGCUGCAGCUUUAGCAAUGUACCAUUGCCCUCAAAAGCUCGUUCAUAAAACAUAAUUUUCUACAACAUAAAUGACCCCACACAGAAAUUAUGAAGUGAAAUACAAGCAGGUGUUGCUGUUAUUAUUCACAAGACAUUUUCAGUUCCCUGUUGUUGGAUCUAUAUAUUCUACCUCAUGUUUGGAAAAUACAGUAAUUGUGUCAUUACUCUCCCUCAUAAUUCAGCAGAUCCCAUAAACCCGGAUGUAUUAAAAAUAUAAUUAAUCUCCUCAAGCUUUGGAAAAUCUGAUCUAACAAUCCUGUUUUUUAACACUCAAACAUUUGAAAUAUAAUGAAUAUAUGACUGCUUCAUACAGAAAAUAUGGUGAGAAACAAACAGCUCUCAGCUUUAAAUAGACUUUGGUACAGAACACCCAGCAGCCGCGGGCCUUCCAAAAAAGUUCCAACCUGGAAGAGAAUUAAAGGUCUAGAAUAAUCAGUAGUCCCAUCUGUAGACUGGCAUAACCCCAAGGCAGCCUGCUCUCUCAUGCACCCCAUACCCACCCAGCUAACAGGACCCUCUAGACACACGAGCUGUGCCCAUCUGUGAUGCUGACGUUACUCCUGAGUGCAGUCACUGCUGGCAACUCCACAGUCAUCUGUGGAGUGAGUUACAGGCCCUGAAUUUACAGCUUUUGAUUUCAUAAAUGCAUAACGCAUUCUGAAUGUUUUGGAAAGAAGUUAACCCAUAUUACCAACAAGCAAAAUGGAAGAGUUAUUUUUAACUUUAAAUCUGUAGCAAGUAAUUCUUUGCUUGGACUAAUAUAGGGUGUACACAGGCACAUGAAUUCACUGCUUCUGAGAAGGGCAGGGACUGGGCUGGCUUCUCUGCUCAUGGGGUCACUCAGUACAGAACAAGAAAGGAGAGUUGCAGGCUUUGGUUUCUUCAGAAAACUGAGAAUUCUUACUGCUGAAUUUGUUCAAAGCUUCACACUAAGGCCAACUGCAAUGAGUUCAACAGCUUCUCUUCAGAGUCACCCUGGAAGAAAGGUAAUGGAAAAAACACCUAACCACACUGAGCCUCAGAGGCACUAGUCUGCAUUCUGUCCCACACAGACCACAAAAUCAACACUUCCCACUAACAGCCAUCAGCAACGUGAUGCCAGCCAGCCUGGAACAUCUGCACAUGAAUUGAUGAACUCUUAUUGCCUUAACAAGCAUUUCUGAAAUCAGCCUCUGAAAACUGAAGUCUCCGUGCUGUGGUACAAAGUGGUAGCUCUAGCAGCUGAGACAACGCCAUCAGAUUCUGAAGUCUCACUGUCAGCACAAGGUGACUUCUACCACCACAAUCAUUACCAGGGUUAAUGUCCUCUGGACAGAAAGAAGGACAAAAGACACCUGAGAUUUGUGCUUUUAUUUUUAGAUGUGAAAGAAAAUACCCUGAAAGGAAUGAAGUCUGAAGGCUCCAUGUCUUGAUAUAUCUCAUGCUGCAUAAUCCUGCUGAGCAGCAACCACAGAGUGAAUUGGCAGGGCCAGCACCAGAUGCAGAUCAUGAGGGAGCAGGUCUGGGAAUGCUCCUCGCUGAGGCUGAUGUAAUAUUUUGAUUCAACACAGAACCCGAGAGCGUUCAAACUACAGACUGAAAUUGAGCAUAAACACUUUCAACAAACAGGUUGGACAGGACCACACAAUCACUGAGAUAGUCACAUUACUGCCCACCAAUAUAACUGUUGUUCAAAGAAACAUGGAUGUAAAAAAAAGUCAGUUAUCCAGGAACUCAUUGCAUGGAUACACUGGGCCACUUCAGCAGUACUGUACAGUCACUGCUGGAUACAACCCACUGCAGAUUUUUGGCAGCUAGCUCCAUGCCAUGGGACCAGUCAUUUACUGCUACGUGCAGACACAGAGAAGACACAGAAAGGGCGAGUUCCCCUUACUCGUAAUCAGGUGAGCCCUUCCAAAAAUACAGUGAAGGGGCUCUGCUGUGCCAGCUAUUCAGAAGGAGACUGUUCCCCAGGACAGGGGCAGGCUGCACAUCCCGCCAGUGUCAGAGCUGGCUCACUUGGAGGAGCAGCGCCAGGCCCUGGCCAGGGAUGUGGCCAGCAGCAGCCAGGCUGCAGCAUGCAGCAGCUCCACUUGAGAAAGCAAAUCUUGUCCUGAGGGAACUUCUGUUUACUUGAAUGCCUUCCCUUAUAAUCCCAUUUUAUGGGCCACAUGUUUUGGGAAUGCUGAACAGUCAGCAGACUGGCAGCAACUGAAGAGAGGUGAUUCCUUUCAGAGAACUGCUGUAAAGCACAAUAUAGCCUUGAAAAUUCCCAUGGCAGGCUUGUGCUCAACAGCACUGUAACCAAUGUUUUGGUCUUAAACAGACACUGAACUAUACUAAGCAAUAUCAGUUUUAUUCACUGUGUGUGUGUACAUAUACAUAUAUAUAUACACACACACACACAUACUGAAUAAAAUUUAAAAUUCAUCUUGAAACACUUUUUCCUGUUAGAAAAUAUAACACAAAAAACUGCACCUCACCUUUUAAAAAUGUAUUCUCCAAUAUAAUAGUUUAGAUGAAGCAAAAAAAAAAAAAGAAAAAAAAGACUGAGAAACUAUUCAAUAGCUUCCUUUCUUAUGGGUAGGUCCAGAUAACUUUUAAGUAGAAUGGCAAAGAUCUCAGCAGUGUGGGGUAUGAGAUCCAGACACCUCAUCCUCCUUUUACAUUAGCAAGUGAGCAGGGAGGAAGCACUGCCAAGACAAAUUUACCAGGCUUGCAGCAAACUACAUUCCUUGUAGCUCCUCUCUUCUCCCCAAGAAAGUAAAUACCAGCAUGGCUGCCACAACUUUCAGGCUCAAAGUACAUAAAUUAUCAAUUGAUUCACAGAACUAAUAAAACAUCCUCAGCUGUUUUUAUCAACAUAACACCUUUGUUCUCUAGCCAGAGAGGCCAGUGUGUUUACUCCCCCCUCCCUCUAUUUCAGUAUGAGCAGAGUGUUCAGUACCUGGCAGGACCAAGCACUUGUUAAGCUGCUGGAGUUCAUUUACAUUAAGAUUUUCCAUAUAGCGCUUUGAAAAAGGGACUGGACAGAAAGUACAGCGACUUAUAAUCCCGAUGAACAAUGGGCAUUUCUGUGAACUGGCUUUCCCCACAGGAUGUGGGGUGGGCCUUCUUGAGCUUGUGUAAUCAGUCUGGAAGUCCAAAAACCACACACUGAAAACAUGCUUUUCCUUCAACAAAUACUCACACAGUCUAGCAGUAGUUUACAUGGCUGUCAUUCACCAGUAAGGAAUACUUUCAUUUAAAAAUAUGUGAAAAAACAAUCUCAGUAUCUCAAAUGAGGUACAUGGACGUUAACUGUAUCUGAUUAAAACAUACAGCCCUUUUUGUCUAAACAAGAAUUUUAUUUAGGAAUGGAAGCAUAAGUUCUACUUCUAAAAAAUGGUGUGAGGACAUCACUUCAGGCAGAGCUUUACAUACCAGCUCAUGUUUUAGGAUCACCUGAGCCCAGAAAUGAAGACUCAAAAGGCAAUAGCAACACUUGCAUUCAAAACACUGGGAAACACAGAUUAUCCUAUGAAAUGGUCUCUUUUGGAAGCUGAAUGUAAGAUACUGCAUUGAGAAAUCCAGGCGGUCCUCUAAUCCAAAUCCUGCAUCAACUCUUUCACUUCCUCAAAGGUGCACCAGAACACAGUCCACCACAAUAAACAGUUUGCUGUACAAGGACUGGACCAAGUACAGCAAAGGUUAAAACAUGGGAGAGAAAGGAUUCUUCUUCCAGAGCUCACAUCAGCACUGGGGUGAAAAGACAACACCAGAUGAGAAGUAACAAAAUUGCAUGCAGGAGUAACGCAUCAUUUCAUAAUUCCACAUCCAGAAAGCUUCUGUGUUCAUAUCAAAAGUUUUCCCAUUUAUCUAACAGACCACCCGAAAAAAAAAAACUUCCACUUGACCACAGAAAUAUUUCCAUCACAAACACCGUAGAGACAGCACAAUAAACGCAUUAAGAGUCUUUAGAGUCAGCCCUGAACUUAAGCCCUGGGGGAAUAUGCUUCCCAGAAAGCAGCAGGCUGAUAUUUCUAAGCACUGCAGAGCAUGCCACUGCUUUACAGAAAUGCGAGAUUUAAUUGAGCGGAUUACUACGAAAAAUAGUAUCAGUUAUGUUUAUUCUUUUCUCAUGUAGUGAAGUUAUCUGCCUGAAAGCAUGACCACCCUCUUUCCUGUUUGUCCACCUCUUGAAGUUGUGACACCCUGUUUAUUAAAAACGAUCACCAAAGAAGCAGGGUAUAUAUAAAUUCUCCUCGAGUAUGUUUGGGUAACAGCACAAGUCUUGUUUCUGACACUAGAAUACAGUGCUGUAAGAAACUGUUAGGAAUAUUUCUAAGAACAACUGUUUAAGACCAGGUAUGUAUUUCACAAUAGUCAAUUGAUACAGACUAUUUUAAACUAUGUUUUUUCAUUACAUAUUUUCAAUUCUGAGUGAAAUCUGAUAGUAAUUUGAGGCUUUGCCACUGCUUCCAAUAUUCACUGUCCCAAGUAACCUUUCUGAAGUUGUAACUCUCUCUCCCGCCUGCAGACUUUCUUUCUGUAGGAAAUUAGAAAUAAUGGAGUUUAAAAUUGAGCAACUGGAAGAAAACCAAUACAACUCCAGCAUACUGAAACAACUUCUUGCACAUUAACAGGUUCCAAAUGAUGAGGGCAGUGCAAACCUUUUCCCCACCUUUGUAUGUUAAUUAGAAUUAGCAUACUGUGUUCUUCUAGGCAAAGUAUGAAGUGACAGACAUUCAGUAAUAUUAGACAUAGCACUUCCUGCCACACCCUGCAAUGUUUUUGCAAUUAUCACACAAUCUGAGCCAAAAACUACUACAUUCUAUGCAUAACUGUUUGGCUUCUGUCUCUGAGCAGUUCUUGUCUGGGCACACAGGCUACACAAAACCAGCUCUGGUGGCUACACAUGGGAAAGCUGUAAGAAAAUCCCCACGGCCCAAGAGGAAGUGUAAUUUCUGUGAUUCACCAGCUUGCAUCUCUUCCUGAGAGAGUGCACCAACCAGCAUAAAGCAGCACAGCAGUAGCUACGUGAAAAAGUCCUUUUCCUGUCUGCAAUGAAGAUCCCAUGACUGUUUCAGUUUGGUGUGACCGAGCCCAUCUCCCUCAUCAAACUCCACUACGUAUUCCUUUACUACUUCAGGUACUUGCAGUUAUGGCAGCAUAAGGGAGAAAAACUUAUUUCAUGCUGCAGAAGGCAUUUUGCUCCCAAACUAGCAGUGCAGAUGAGCAGAAAAAGACACUUUUCUGCCUGGAUGUACUGUUUUUUGAUCCCUUUACUGGGAAAAAAAAUAUUUGUGUAAUAUGCUCAUACCGCAGUCCACCACUUUGGUGAAGUUAAGCAACACAUCUCAGUAAGUGCAUACAGCCCAAUGCACUGGAAGGAAACUGCACAUUACAGUGAUUGGACCAGGAGGAUUACCAGCCAUUUUCUUGCCAAAAUAACAAUAAAAAACCUAAGAGUUCUGUUAACAUCACAAGCCUCAAAACAGAAUUGAAUUCCAUUCUGCUCCCUACCGUUCCCAUCUGGUUCUAAUUUGCUAGAGAAGACUGAAGGCUGUAUUCAAAAAGCAUCAGACUGAGCUGUAAACAUCAGCUUCUCCGCCAGCAUUACUUGUGAAGGACUGGAGCUAUCAUGGAAAGGAGUGGGAGAUGAAGCAAGACUUGCUGUGUCAUUAAGCUCAUUGUUUUAAUUGCAUUAUUUCAACCCAUGAAAUGAAAGUGAGAAAUGUUUGAUGCUCAGAAGAAACAUUUGCAGAAAAUCAAGUUCAGCUCAUCUCUAGUAACACUAGAAAAUCAAACAGUAAGAAGUUGAGAAGUAUCAGAACAGGCUGCCUGAACAACCAGACCUCUUGUUUUACAAAGUUCGUAAUUACAGGCCACAUGCUGUUGCCUAAUUUUUUCCCUGUCAUCUUGUAAACAAAGGGCAAAGCCUGUUUCAUAUUUGCUGUAGAAAUAGUUUUGUUAAAUUGUGACAAGCUAAUGAGUCUACAACUAAUAGCAUCUUGUAGUAAAUAUUUAACAGGAUGCCUUUGAGAUUUUGCCCCCUAUCUCUGCCUUAAAUUUCCAAAGUGACAAUUCCUGAAGCCUUUUUCAUUAAUAACUAGUGAUUAGUUUCUCGUCACUUAAGCUCUUGAUGCGAGGCACUGAUGUGAUGUGUGAAAACCCACUUACACUGCUGAGCAGAAGUGAAUAAAAUUAAUGUUUCUGUAGCAACACAGGCUUGGAAGGUUUAUGUUCUACAACAUACAACAGCUCCAUUCUAUUCUGAAGGAUUGUAGUUGGGUCUGCACUGGGCCCCAACUCGAAAACUGAGGUGUGGGAAAGAGUGCUCUAUAGACUGAGCAGAGCAGUCUUUUGUUCAGUGUGCUCUCAGCAUCCAUCAACUCAACUACAGCAACGGAACACUGAGCUUUGAUGUCAGAACAGUAAUCUACAGGAGCAGAGAAGAGCAGCUUAGGUAACACCACAAACUGGUAUUGCCUCCCACAUCCACAACAUGCCCUGACAUCCCACUUCCCAGCUGGGGCUCAUUAAGAGAGCUGGCAGCAUCCCAGCACCAAGCCAAGCCUGCAGUCACCAUCAGCUCGGUCCUACUGCUAUCACUCCAUACUUUGUUGUACUGACACAGAGUUCUUUCCUCCAACUAGCAUCACCUCCAUCAUGUCUCCAGCCUCAAGGCCAAACAAUCCCAUCAACCAUCUUAGAGAUGUUUUUGUCAAUUCUGUGGUUCCAGGCCCAGAGUUCUGCACUGACUUCUUGAUGCCAUUACAUGACAACCAUUUCAUUUCAGCAGGCCCCCACACAGGACUCACUUUUCACUCACAGUUGCCUUCACCAACAGCCUCUCUACUUCCAGAUUAGCUCUGUUCAAAAUCAUCAUCUGACCAAUUCCUUCCCUUCAUGCAGUCCUUCACCCUUAUUUGUUAUGCAUAUAUGUGAACCUACCACUUAGUUUCCUACUUAUUAUUGAUCUUCCAUCAAAAAACCCCUUUGAACCAAGUGGUUUCUUUUCUUGCCUAAACAUUACUGUAAUUAGAGGUGAUUAACAGCAGCAGAGCACACUCAUACAUUCAGCUUAGAGUAGUCUUGAGUGCCCAUUAUAUGAAGAAUUCACUCAAGUCUCUUAUAGAUCUAGCUAAUGCUAUUUCCAGCCUGCAAGAGAUAUGUGUGAAAAGGCUUUGUUACACAUGGCUAAACUGCAUCUAUUUCAUACAGCUGAGGUAUGUAUAAUCUGACCAGCAUCAGGAAUUGUGAAAGGCUCAUUUUGAAACAAAAGCUUCUUAAGCCCCACCCACUACUUAGAUACACUCCUUUCCCAUGAAAGGAUCACAGCUUGGAAAACAUUUGGUAAGCUCUCAUAAGCAAGAGCCUUUAUUCUACAGCAUGUAAACAAGAAUGCAGCACGAUUUCCCUGUUUGGAUUCUGCUGCCUUCAAAAACAAAACAGCACCUGUAACUUCAUCAUUCAAACUUUCGGGAAGCUAAAAAGCUGAGAACAACACGGGUGGUGCUACCAGUCCCACUUACAUUCAGACCUUUCAAUACCCACAGACUCAAAUGCAGUAGCAGAUCCUACAGCUUAAAAGGAACAUAUGUUGACUUAAGCCACUGUCCUUUAGGUGAUUUACUGCUGUAGUGAACACGCUGUUUCGUGUUUUCUUUUUAUCUUUUCAAUAGUAGUAGGCACUAGUGACUCACAUCACACUUCAUAGGUGUUCACACAGUUGUUACCUUAUUACUAGCUUCUUAUAACAUUACCAUAAAGACAUUAAAACUACUUCUUGGCAAGAACUGCAGAGCAAACUAAAAUCACAACAAGCCUGUAAAAAGUGUUCAACUGGCAACAAACUUCUUGCUUUUCAUCUACAAUUGAAAGAUUUAUCUGAGCAAAGUAGCUCAAGAAUCUCAGUAGCCAGGUGACCACAGUGCCACGUCUCUUUAACACUGAAUUAGUAUGAAUCAGACACUGGGGGAUUAAGGCUUUUCUUUCUGUCUGUGCCUAAGCAGAGAUGCAACCCGCUCUAAGUCUUUCUGGAAGCAGACAUUUUUUCCUGCAGUUCAACAUUUUCUCAGUCUGUAUCCUUCUAUACAUAGCUAAAGCAGCUAAUAUUAUUUUUUUUUUUUUUACUGCAGCAGAAAGAAUCACAGCAAGCAGCUGAGAUCUAUCCAGUUUUCAAAACCAAACUUUAAGUGAAACAGAACCCCAAAUGAAACUGUAAACCAACGUCUCCAAAUAGAGCAUGACCACCACUGCUACGUAAGAGGAAAAUACACUGUGGAAAAUACACCUACCACUGAAAUGAAAGGUCCCUUAUAUCCACUAGUGACACACAGAAGCUGCAGGAGGAGCAUGCUAAGACAAGCCUCCUGCUUCUAGCUAUGCUCCACACACAGGGACUCCUAUCCAUGCCAGGGGUACCAUCUAUCUGCCUCCUGCCUGAGUGAUUCCAGGCCUCUUCUGCACACAUUCUGCAGUGCUAAGAAGCUUCACACCUCAGGUGGAUUGCUGCAGACCGUUCUGUCAGGAAGAGAGAUCAUUUAUAUUAAGGGUACAUGCACUUUGACUGCAAAUAUGACAUCAAUACAACACUCCAGACUCUCCUCUCACAGAUUUUAACACCCAUGUACCACUGCCAAUAAACCUGUGCAGCAAGAGAGCUGUUGUUAUACUAUUUUACUUUUCAAAACAGCAACUACAGGUAGGAGGGUAUGGUUUUUUGUUUGUUUUAAAUUUCUCCCUUAGGAGAAAAUCAGAGGGGCUACCUUGGACUUCCUCAUACUGCUAUGGUUCAAGCUGGCGAUUAAGAAUGUUUGGUUGUUGGUGGUGGCUUUUUUGUUCGUGUGCUGUUUUUUAAAAAGAAGGGAAGCAGUCUGACAUAGCUCAGGUUAAACAAGUGCUGUUACCAGUACCCACAAAUCACUCCUACAUGUAGAAGCAACUUGUAGCUAUGGAUGACAAAGACACUAAUGGCUGUUAUCUACAUACAUUCACACUAUACUACUGUGACAUUCGGUUCCACCGAUUUCUCAUGUUGCUUAGGCCAGUGCACAGCAUCAAAUUUCAGCAAUCAGAGAAGUAGAUCUAGUUAUGAGUUGUAUCAACCACUUUUUGAGAGAAGCCAUGUGUAACUCACAGAUAACUGAGAAGCACGAUGCCUUUGCGUUGCUGGAAAAGGAAAUACUGAGAGGGCUGCAGUGCAACUGCAGUCCUGUCCUGCUCUUUCCACAACAGGUGAGGACAGACUGGCAUCCUUCUUCAGCUGGAACUGAUAAAGCAGCUCUGGGUUGUUUUUCCUCCUUGUUUAAAGUAACUGAGAUUCUGGGGGAGGGGAAGACAGGAAAUGAGCACUUUUCCUGGUCCCCAAACCUAAGAAUAGCUAGAUGGUACUGCUACAAGAUUUAGGCCACACAAGCAUUCAAAGAAGCAUGAAAUAUUUAUACUCUGGGCAAACAAUCACAGAAGUCUUGCAUUUUGCCCAGAAUCUUUUUAUCAUUACCCAAACAGAUCAGGAGGUUGUCCCAGGAAAGUUUACUUUCAGAGGGCAGAGAUGAGCUGGAUGUUAUAUUUUUAAACUACAGCUCUUUUUUUCUGUUCCUAUCUGUGAAAUCAGUUAAGCAGCAACCCAAAUGACAGGACUCUGACUUGAGGACUCAAGCACUAACUUUCAGGCACCUCUUGCAAUAAAGGGAAAAAAAAUCAGCAGUUUUAACGGUUUCUCUUUCACAUGGGAAGAAAAGGAAAUAAACACCUUUGUAUUUAAGCUGGGUACAACAUUCUACAGAAAACUCAAAGUUAAUGCAAACAGUGAAAAAGACUGAAAAGAACACACGCAGCCUGCUGCCACGGAACAGAUUUUCCAUGAUUUCUACCCAUAAACGUAAGUUGAAUUCCUACAAACUGUAGGAAGUACUGUAGGAAGGACUAGUAAAAAACAAGUGAUUACUUAUAUCCUCCAGACAGUUUUAGGUGAUACAGACCACACACAAUACUUUGGAGCAUACUCAGAGGCUUCAUCAUCCCAUCCACACAUAACAAGGCUACUGAUCUGGUUAGAACAUCUGCCAUUGCAGAAAGCUAGAGAAAGUUGAGUUUGGCAUGAACACCUAGCUUCAAAACAGCACUGAAAGUAAAACACAGAUCUAAUUAAACACCUCACCCUUUUGUUUACUCUUGUCCAAUCUUUCUCCUUUCCAUCCAGCUUGUUUCUAGGCUUAUGUACUUCACACUAUCCAUUCAAUCACAGGAAACCUGCAAGCUGAUUUUGCAAAAGUCUGGCAGGCAAGUGGGAAUUCAGAUGUAAAACUGCAGGUCUCUGAUGAACUUAAGUCUCAGCCUGGUUACUUUCCUUUGAUGUUUAGAAAUCACUCACACUGUCAUUAAGAUGCCAACAAAACUAUCUUAAGUUUCUAAAUUAAGACCCUUAAACUUGAUAAUUAAAAAUCUUGAGUAGAUCUUAUGUGCUACAGACUAGCUAACCCCAUGGGACAGCAAAGCACACCUAGCUGCACCCACCCAGAAAAUUAGGGAAGGAGAUCACCAAGAAACAUUCUCCUCACCCCAUGGAAAAAGGGCUUCAAGUUGCCCCCUACCUCCAAACAAACAAACAAAAGAACAAUCCAGGCUUUCCUGUUACACAACAACUAGCAAUCAUGUGAUGUACAAUGCAGCACAAGUGUUUGAAAUAGGGAUAGGUUUUCCAUAUAGAGAAGAUCCUCCUCUAAACUCAUUCAGUCAUUUAAAACUUUGCACUUGCAUACAGUGCCCCUGUUUUAAUCAAUUCUACAGUUUACUCUAGACAUAGCCUGAAGGUACUUAAAAGUUGUAUGUUGGUCAAGAAGUACACGUCAGGCCUGCUCAUUUUCUGCCCAAGACAAAGAAAUUUCACUCAGGUGGUUUUUUGCUCGUUUGUUUUUAAAAAGUCUCCAGUUAACAGUGGGAAUACACUCUUUGCUUCAACCCAUCUCUACUUUCACUCCUUCUUCUAAACGUACGCUUUGUCUUCUACAAGCCUUCAUCAUCCUCCCUCUGGUAGUCUGUAAUUACUUGUGAGCAUAGGUAUCCACAUGUACUGAUAUGCACAUGUACUUUCAUGCACUGAAGAACAGUUCGUUUAACCAGAUUUAACGAACACCUGACAUUUUUUCAAGUUUGCGUGCAAGAGAACGCAUUUCAUCCUUUCUUUUCUGCAACAGCUAAGAAGGCCAGGAGCCUCCUCUGAACAGGGAAUAUUCCAUGUGCCAAGGGAGCUUAUAACUGACAACACAAGUCAGAUAUGUUCUUGCUUAACUGAACUGUCAAAAAAACCUAAAUAUCAAUGCUCACACAUUAAACUAAUGUAAAGAAAAAACAACCGAGUUCAACAAAGCACCUCAUCUUUAUUUAUCAUAUCACAAGUAGAGCAAGAUUCCAUCUUAAGUGCUACGGUAGAAGUGUUUCUGAACAGUAGUAAAACUUAUUUGCGCCAGGGCCAAAUGGGCACAUCCAAAAAUCAGAUUUGACGUAGAGUUUUAGAAAGGUGCAGAAAUAGAAAGGUUUACUGGACUUUUUGACAACCAGUCAUGGUUUGUUUGUUUUUCUCUGAUAGUCUAUAUGGAGUGAAGAACACCACUGAACAGACUGAUGAUCCAGAAGGGUAGGAAGCAUCAACUCCAGAACAGUAUUUUUACAUCAUGUUGGGGAAAAAAAAAAUGCUGCCUAUUUUAAACUGUUACUUUAUACAACCUUUAAAGGCUUUGAGUUUUAAAUACGGAACAGCUUCACAGCUGUUCAGAAGCUGAAAUAUCUAAGUUUGCAAGAUGCUAUUUCUAGGAAGAUGCAACAGAUGUUCUGUACUUUUUCAUAUGUACAUCUUAUUCUAAACAGGAUGUGGAAUUUACUUGUAAUGAGCACAAUCAGUGUAUAAUUGCUGUUCAACGCUAUUCAAGCAAAAAGGAGAAGCAUAAGACACUUCCUGCCAAAUACAGAGGCUGCCUAUUGGACAAAUCCAUGCAUUAUGCAGCAUUUAAAGACAGGCAGAAGUACCUUCCAGCAAGUCACAUCUAGAUAGGAGCAGCUACAGACAGUCUGAUCUCUGCUUACUUUGUGCUGUGCUACUUACAAAAUACAUUGAAAGGAUGAUUAGUCAAGUAGGAAGUUUGAAACGUAGGCCAAUAGAGGAGGUAAAGCAGAGCCUUGAGGUGAACAGAACAGACCCUGAGUGCUGCCUGAAUAUUCUCACCCACUUACUAAAGCAGGUAGAGCUGGUGGAACAUCACUGCAGUAUCACAGCGUUACUAAAAUUAUAAGACAUGUUUAAGUGACAUAAGCAGGAGAAAGUGUCAUACGCCCAAACCCAUCACCUUGCUUUGCUAACUGUAGGAUGAGGCUAUAACAGGUUUAACAAAAAGUUCUCCAAGUACGUUCUAGUUUUUGGCCAAGAGAGCAGAAUCUGGAUAAUCAACACCAAGAAGAACAGAAGAUAACUACUCCUAUUUACCUGAACAGGAUUACCAAGGAGUUAUGCCACUGAAUUAAAAGACAAGAUAAACCAAUGUAGCUAACAGCUGCUUGCAAGGCCAAUAAUACUUGCAGCACAAUACCUGGGGGGAAAUGGUAGAAGAGCAGCUUGCCUGUUCCAGAAAAAAUAAUAAAACAGAAUUACACACAGUCAACUGAGAAAUAGUGCAGGCCUAACUAUAGCCUUCAGGAUACAGUCCUAAAAAUACUUUGUGACAACCAUUCCCUCCCAUUCAUUAGGUCUACACUACCAACUGUAGUUUUAGGAAUCACCUGAUGAAAAAGCUGUAAGAAGUGCAGAUUUCAGUAGGAUGAAUUUGCUCUCUAUAAUUCAUCUUACAGCAGCAUGAUUUUUUCCUUCUUGUUCACAGUAGUUAGUCUCAUUUGAAAUAUUCCUGCUCACCAAAUUUAAAAGAAAGACAACAAUCUAAAUGCUUCCUUUGUAUUCCCCAUUUUUGCUCCAAACAACAUUCUGUAUAUACCCUGAAAAGGUCCUUCAAUUUCAGGAUUCCCUCGGCGCUACAGCAAGAAUGCUGAACACCUACAUUCAGUGUUUGUAUUACAGGUUUACCCUUAAAUAGAUCAUCUGGGAAACAGAAGAAAAACCUUAAAGAACUGGUUUACUUGCCUAUAAAGCCUAGCUGCAUUUUUAUGCAAUUUUCAAAAGUCAAUGGAAAUUUAAGGGUAUUACAUGGUAGUAUCACAGAAUUACAGUAAUACAGUUUCCACAAGUCUGCGGCAGACUAAGAAAACCUGCUACGUUCCAGACUCAUCACAAGAAGUACCACCAAAAACAUUCCUGCUAUUAAUAUUUCUUGCAUUUUUAAGUACAGCAAAGCAGGUGAUUCGACAACCCAAUUUCUUCUUCUUCAUGUCUGGUUAGUCUGUCAGGUACCACAAAUCUGUCUCUGGCUACAGACAGUUAAAGUCAAGAACUCAAAGGCCCACUGCCAUUGCUUCUUACUUAUAGUCAUUUCCCCACCCCAGCAGAAAUCAGCACAGAUUCAAAUUUACUAUCUCUUCUAAAGAGGAGAUACUUCAAAUUCAAAAACUGCUGUCAGCUGAGCCCAGACACCGUGGCUCCUAGAUGAAGUAUAUUCUUUCCUAUGCUUGUGCAGAGACAGUAGACAGAAGUGUUUCUCAGAAGCAGUUUAAAAAUAGGAUCUCACAACUGCCUAGCAUGCCUUUAUAAGCUUACAAUAUGCUUGCUCCAGCAUAUGAGUACUGAGAUGAUGGCAUGCAGCUCUGGGGAUAAAUUCAGUGUGCAGUUCUACCUUGACAAAAGCAACAGUUUCAUUUUGUCAAAAAGCAGCCUUCUAAAUCAGUACAGGGGUAGUAACAGUACUAAAAAACAGCUCUUAGGAAGUCUUAAUUUUAGAAGGCCCGCUGUUUUUCCUGGAGGGACAUCUUCUCCUGUCUCAGAUAACAGAGCAGCACAAAGAUUACCGCCCAAAAUGAAACAGCACAAAUACCACAGUUCAGCACUUAGAAGAGAAUUAUCCUGGUCUAAGACUGACCCAAAGCUACAGCUUAGGUUACACUAAAAGCAGCAGAACUAUAAAUCCCGAGUUCAUUUUUCACUUCACUUAAAUUUAGAGAACCACGUGACAGUGAUCUAAUCACGCAGGGCAGGAACAAGACAGAACUAGAUGCCAAGUACCUAUUUUCCAUACAGCUCUUCCCCUCUUCUUGUGUUCUCCCCACUAGUUUUGACAGUGACUCUCCAGAUCUGCUGCACAAGUUAGCCUUGGACUCACAUGGGUUUGGUAUAUUGCAACUGUAUUAACACUGCACCCAGCACCUACCAAAGACCUGAACAUAUGACAACCAACCAGACAGAAGUGUAUCACAAGCUUCAUCAACACGAAGUUUCAUUAGUUGUCAAUCUACUAAGGUUAGCAAGAAGGAAACACGAUUGUAGCCAGCCAGAAAGCUUCCCACUCUGAAUACAGCAUUCAGUCAUCAUAAUUCUAUACCUUUGAAUAGGCCAUGCUGACAGGACUACAGCAGUCUUCUGAACUUAAUCCUUUCUGGAGACAUCAUGCAGUGCUGCACUCCAGCUGCACUUUACUGUUGAAAAAGAAAUGCUGCAUAUCUGCACAUCGUUAACAAGCUGUCAAACAGCGCUUCCACGCUUGACCACAAGUGGUCAACUGUCUGGAAACUGAAGUCUUGAUCCUGUGGUUGUUCCCCAUCCCUCUGAAAAAAGUUGCCUCCAAACAAGUCACUCCAAGAAGUUUCAGCAGAGGUAAGGAGCCCAUUCAGUACAAUGCUUUGUAACCACACAAGUACAAAAGCUUUGUUUGGUUCUCAAACUUCCAAACAAGAGAAACACUUCUUUGCUCUCCCUGUGACAAGAUCACCUUGAGCUGCAGCUCCGGAAUCCUGGAGCUCACAGCUCUGUAACUUCCUCACUCCAGCACAGCCUAACUCUCAACAAGCAGCAGUAUUUUCCGUUUUCUUCCUACAAACCAGAAAGAACCACUGUUGUGUCUCUCCCACUUCUACCUUAACAGCAGUUGAGGAAUAAUCCACUUGCUGACUAUUUCCAGCAUCUUCAAAGAACUAUUAUUGACAGGACGUCUGGGCUAGCAGUAUAUAAUCAAGUGAGAAUACUACCUCACACAUUAAGAAGGCCCCACCAGCAUGCUGGACCAGUGCAAACCCUGACUAAACCUCAGAAGCUGACACAACAAGUGUAAGCUGUGUAAGCUUGCCCCUCUCAACUAUUUUCAUUAUAUUUUUUAUUUUUACUGCCAGCCAACAUCUGGUCCUUCUUACAUAGAAAAACCCCUGCUGUUCCUUCUGAGUCAACUUUUUUUUUUUUUUUUUUUCAAAAAAGUUUAUCUUAACACAAACCCUCAAGUUACAUGCAAAGGAUGUUCCUGUCCUGCUGCUUUUCAAACAGUCCUUCCAAAUCCAGGUGGAAAUAUCUGUUGACACUGAUUGGUUUCCGCUCAGUAGAAAGUCAUUGGACAUACAAGCAACACAUAUUAAUUUGACAGAUGACCCUUGUGACCCACUGAGACCACAAGCUUUUUAAAGAUUAUCUUAGAACUCUUCCAGUACAACUAAUUCUUCACCAAACAGCCCACUUAUUAAAUUACCAGUCACUUUAGGAGCACGAAAGCCUUCCUCGAGUUCCAUGCUCUUCCAAUAAAAUAAGCUCAUUAAGUCCCAAAUCCUGUGAACUCUUAACUGGAACUCUUCUUUCCCAGUUUUAGCCUAGUCAUUUUUGUAGGUUAUCCUACCAAUGCAGGUCCUACAACUGCAGAUCAACCUAGUACUGCCUUGCAUACACUUUUUUUUUUUUUUAAUAUUCCUGACUUCUUAGGCAAGGAUUAUAGUGAUUCUGACUCUAUAGGUCAAAUGCCUUUAGGAUUUGCCCCCUUGAUUUCUUAAGAAUUGCCCCUUUAAUGAGGAAAAAAACCCAAACAGGUAAAACUUGUACAUCUCCAUUCUUUCUCCCUGCAGCUGCUUCUUCCUAUUCCUGCUCAAGUAGGAGUGUUUGUGAAGCCAACAUUCACAUUAAAAAACGAUCCAUUAUAAUCAGGCUUACACUAAAUCUGUUCUCCUAUGCCACUUCCCACAUGAACACUUGUGCCACUACAAAAAAAAAAAAAAAAGGGCAGCAUAGAAGCAAGAAUGAACAGCUGGGAAGAGGUACAGGAUCAUCUUUCAGCAUGAGCACUGCUUCAACUAUGGCAUUAAUGCACACUCGGAUCUAUUACAUUUCGUAUCCCCCUCUCCCUUCUCCUCUAAGUACCCUUGAACUCUUGUCAGUCUUUGUAUGACUAGUACUGUAAACUGUACUGUUUAAAUAACAGGUUUUAGCAAAAGCACAAACCAUAUACACAUGCACAGACAGGCUACCGCAGCAAGUCAGAACCACAAGUCUAACUGCUGGAGAACAAGCAGUCAAUUGAAAUGCCCUCAGUAAAAGGGAAGAAUUACAGUUAAGUAGAAAUUGUUCCUCCCUCUGGUUGGCUACUAUAAAUACAAGCUACUCUUUAAAUACCUCCCUCUCCUACAGCUCCUCUCCUUUCCCAUACCUUCCAGAUAAAGGCACAGCUUACAGACUGGCCUUCAAGCAAAUCCCCUUCCCGUAGGUUUGUCUCAAAGCAGUACAUGCGUUUGCUGUUAUUUAUCUGCAGCAGAAGUCAUUUCAGAAGACAUCACAGACACAAUUUCAAGACCAUGCUGCAACACCACCAGUCACCACUUCUCAAAGAAGACAGUGCCUCCCUGAAAACAACUAGCAAGACUGCCUUGAAACAAACAAAAUUAUUAGAAUAUUUCAUCAUUCCUGUUGUUCUAUAAGAACAUAAAGACUCCACAGUUCAAGUGCUUCUACAACAAGCUACCCAUUAGACAGAACAUUUAAGAAAGUCCACCUCUUGAUUCCUAAAACAAAAUCAGGUAUUAAGUACUGCCUAAAAGGUUUCUUUAGGAAUUAAAGCUUUCUAGUACAGAGAAACCUUUGAUUUCUGAGUAUUCUGAGUUACUUAUAUAAGAAUGUAAUUAUUCAGAUUGUUCCCUUACAGUGAGAUAGAUAACUGCUCCCCACUCUGUAAUCACAGAAUGCAAGCCUAAAUGCAAGUGCUAAUCAAGUAGAAAUGUGUUUUUUGUCAUCUUCAGUUCAUACUGAUGCUCUCUACUAGUACAUAUCCAAGAAAAUAUUCAUGUCCGGUCCCCCAAAAAAUCUGUUCUAUCUCGUAAGAAUCACUGUGCUCUAGAAUCUUUUCUAGAAGAUUCUACUACAAAGGGAUUAUUUACCUUGUUGCUAUAGUAUGUCUAUACAUGAAGAAGCAAUAUUCCAGUCACUUACAUGUUUGGUCAACAAACCAACGGCCUCCUCCUAAGCACUACUUCCAGUGCUUCAUUUUUCUGAAUAGCGUUAACAACCUCUAGGAUCAAGAAUCCUGCAUAGAACUGGCUGCUGUGAGGCUCAGCUGACAGCCACCAUCUGACGUUCAAAAAAAGGGGGGUUUCUUUCAGGAAACAGUGUACAUCACAGAAGUUAAGCUCAGAGGAGAUUCCAAACUUUAAAAAGCUUUGCACUGUCAUCCUUUAUUACUGUCUCCAUUUCUUUCCUGGUACAAAGGAAAAAUGCAGCACUAUCAGAUGUUCUCAAGCCCACUGCUCCCCUCCCUAGCUCACAUACCCUGCAGGCUCUAAUUGCAGCUAAUAUGGACUGCGUACAGCAGCUCUCCAUCCCCAGCCGUUUCUUAUGCAACCAGACUCCACCUCACGUUACUUAUGUAACACAUUAAGUAGCGUCUAUUAUACAGGAUUCUUCUACAUUAGUCACAUACUCAAUAACUUCCAUUCCAGUCGUUUUAACAUAAUGCAUCCACCAGAAAUUGAAGCUUCAUGCCUCACCAGGUUCCACUACACAGAAAAGAAACAAACCACACCAGUGAACACGUUAACAUCUGGAAAAGCGCUGCCAGACGUUUCUAAAUUAAGAAAUCACCAUCAUUUGCCUCAGCAAUUGUAGCUGUUAAGUCUGCUUGCUGGGUCAGGUGCAGAGGCUCACUUUAGGUCGUAACACAUGAAAACGAGAUGUGGGAACCAGCACCAAACUGCUCCGAAACCACGAGCAGCCCACCCUACCAGUACAAUGUGCUGCACUCCUUGAGAAGAAAGACGGGUUAGAAUUGGAAAAUGUACAUUUUUCACGCUCCCCUCCCCCCGAAUCCUGAGAUAAAAUACAGAGCCAGAAAAUAUAUUUUAACGCAAUGAAACCCUACGCCAGCCUUGCGCUACCAGAUGCUUCUCCUGCAGCAAGACAAGGGAGCCCGCAGCACCUGCACGCCGCAGGCCCGUUUUCCCUACGUACACACCAGGAUCCCUGCGCUAACGCUGCAGGCCCUCUACGGCCUAGCUGUAACGCGUGCCACAUCGCUCCCCCGCCAGGAUCCACCAGCACACACAGAACGCUGGCGCUGCCUUUCCCACCCACAGCGCUGUUCCGACAGAGCAGAGACGUGAGCAGGCUCCGGCCCUUCCCUCAACCCCCCCGGUGCCACACGCUCCGCCACGACGCCGCACAGCUGUAAUGAGGUCACUUCACAGGGCCCAGAGCCUCCGGUCGGUUACUCGGAGCCUGACUUACAUCGGGGAGGGGAGGCCGAGGAGGGCGCUACGGCAGCGGAGGGCGGACGGAGGGCCUCCCCCCAGCGCGGCUACACCCGGGAGAGGGGCGGGGAGGAGGGAGAGCGACGAGAACCUUCCUCGGCGGCGGCUACGCCCUCGCGCGCGGGGUUACGGGGGGGGAAGGGAAGGGGAAGCGACGCGGCAACGGCAGCGCUGGGGGAGGGGAAGCGCGGACUCUCCCGAGCGCCGCCGCCGCCUCAGCCGCGUUGGGCGGCAGCCAAAGCCCACAGGAAUGCAGCGCGGUCACAUGACCUCCGGCGGACGUGCGGCUCCCUUCCCUCUCCAGGGACACCCUGCGCCAUCUUGGACUGACGCAGUUACAAAAGCAGGCGCAAACCGCUCCUCUCUCUCUCGCUCUCUCUCUUCCCCCGCUCCUCUCCUCCCGGCCCCGUUAAGGAAGGAGAAGCCGAGGCCUUUUCCCGCUUUCCUUUUCGCCGGGGAUCCCCCGCCCGCGCCGUCCUCCCUCGCGCUGGGAUCAUGGCGCCCGUUUUCUCCCUUUGCACCAACCUCCCCCGGCAGCGCCGACCCUGCCCGGCUGCGGCGGCCCCUGCUGCAGGAUGAUGUCAGCGCCAGCCAAUGGGGGCGCGCCGUGCCGCCCGGCGGGGCCUCCGAUUGGAUGCGCGCAGAGCCCGCCUCCCCCUCCUGCCUCAGUCCCCGCCGCGGUUCGCUGCGGAGCCGCAGCCGAGGCACGAGUGGGGGAGGGGAAGAGGAGGGGAAGGAGAAAAAAAAAAAAAAAAACCUACACAAAAAAACCGACGACCAAACCCACCGAGCCGCCGGCCGCCAUUUCGCGCAACAACAGGCAGAACCCGAGCGAGCAGCCCCGGCCAAGCACCCUGAGGAGAGAGAGAAAGAGAGAAACAAGAGACACACGCACAGGAGAGUUAGACAGGAAAAAAUACCCAUAGACUCCGCCAUGUCACAAGACGUUUAAUCGCCCCCCUCCUCCCUCAGGCUCACUGCCCCGCCGCAGCCGCCUCCGCUGCGUCCGAGCGGAUCCCUUCACCUCGGCUCCCUCCUGCCGCAGAGCGCCCGUUAGAGCCCCAAGCUCUGCCCGAGGGGCGGGGGGACGCUUAGGCUACGGCGCGGCCGCUAGCGGCUUCUCCGGUCACCCGCGUGUGGCGGCUCCAUCGAGGCAGGGCAGCGGCUGCCAGCCCCGCUUUUAUCCGGUGCCCCGCGUUUGCGCACUGAAGGAGGCUCGCUCAGCCCCUGGUGGGCGUCGAAUGAAACCCCAGCCGCCGCCUCCCCUCCCUCGCUGCGCCGGAGGGGCUGAGGCCGGGCAGAGCGGGGAGGGGACGUGGCGGGGGGAGCGGCGGAGCCGAGCGGCCCGCCCGGUCCGCACAAAGCCGAACGUUCCCCCCGCGCCGUUUCCUGGAGGAGAGCGGGGAUCGGCGCCGGAGGGAAGGAGCGCCGUUCCCGAACGCUCUGAGGAAAAGAGCGUUGUCGCCUCAGCCCCCGGCAGUCGCUCGGAGCCCCGCACCGCCGCGACGCGGGCCCGCUCCAACCUCCCGCUCCCCCCCCCUCCUCCAUGCGGCUCUUCGUGCGCUCCGUGAGGAAAAUUUACCCCUCUCUUUGAGCUUAGCGACGAGCCGACGUAGCUGAGCGUAAUGCCGGCCGCCAGCAGGACGCCGGGCAGAGUGCUGAGGGUCGGUCCUGCCCAGGGCAGGGCUCUCCGCAGCAAGGCGGCUGCAGCGGGCUGGGAUAGGAGGGGGCCCGGCUGAGGGGUGCUGCUGUGGGCCUGUCACCAUUCCAGUCCCAUAUUUUGUUUAACUUCCACUGAGAGACGAAAAGAAGGAGUGAAGAGAGAGAAGAGGGUUUGUGGAUGCACUUAGAUGUUUGCAAUGAGCACUGUGGCUGGCAUGCCCCAGUGUUUUGGAUACCAAUGCAUAGGACUCUGUAGUAAUCGAAUUUAUCAGAAACGAACGUCAUGAGCAUAGUGAUCCCACUGGGGGUUGACACAGCAGAUACUUCUUAUUUGGAAAUGGCUGCAGGCUCAGAACCGGAAUCUGUAGAAGCUAGCCCUGUGGUAGUUGAAAAAUCGAACAGUUAUCCGCACCAGUUGUAUACCAGCAGCUCGCAUUCACACAGCUACAUUGGUUUGCCCUAUGCAGACCAUAACUAUGGUGCUCGGCCUCCUCCAACGCCUCCAGCUUCUCCUCCUCCAUCAGUAGUUAUAAGCAAGAAUGAAGUAGGCAUAUUUACCACUCCCAACUUUGAUGAAACCUCCAGUGCUACUACCAUCAGUACAUCAGAGGAUGGAAGCUAUGGAACUGAUAUUACCAGAUGCAUUUGUGGCUUUACACAUGAUGAUGGAUAUAUGAUCUGUUGUGACAAAUGCAGUGUCUGGCAGCACAUUGACUGUAUGGGAAUUGACAGACAGCAUAUUCCUGACAUAUAUCUGUGUGAACGUUGUCAACCAAGGAACUUGGAUAAGGAAAGGGCAGUGCUAUUGCAACGGAGGAAAAGGGAAAAUAUGUCAGAUGGGGAUACCAGUGCAACAGAGAGUGGUGAUGAAGUUCCUGUGGAACUGUAUACUGCUUUUCAACACACACCAACUACAUUUACAAUAGCUUCUCCAAGAGUUACAAAGGUCAAUGAUAAGAAGAGGAAAAAAAGUGGGGAGAAAGAGCAGAACAUAACAAAAUGUAAAAAAGCAUUUCGAGAAGGAUCCAGAAAAUCUUCAAGAGUAAAGGGCUCAGCUCCAGAGAUUGAUCCUACGGACAGUUCAAACUUUGGAUGGGAAACUAAAAUCAAAGCAUGGAUGGAUCGUUACGAAGAGGCAAAUAAUAACCAGUACAGUGAAGGUGUUCAGAGGGAGGCACAAAAAAUAGCUCUGAGAUUGGGCAAUGGAAAUGACAAGAAAGAAGUCAGCACCAGCAAUCUGAUUUUCAAACCUCCAGUAGAGAGUUAUGUGCAAAAAAACAAGAAAAUUCUAAAAGCUGCCAAAGACUUGCCUCCUGAUGCACUUAUUAUUGAAUACAGAGGGAAAUUCAUGCUGAGAGAACAGUUCGAAGCUAACGGAUAUUUCUUUAAAAGGCCAUAUCCAUUUGUUUUAUUUUAUUCCAAGUUUCAUGGGCUAGAGAUGUGUGUUGAUGCAAGGACUUUUGGAAACGAAGCUCGAUUCAUCCGGCGCUCAUGUACACCAAAUGCAGAGGUGAGGCAUGUAAUUGAAGAUGGAACAAUUCAUCUUUAUAUUUACUCCAUCCAUAACAUUCCAAAAGGAGCAGAGAUUACUAUAGCAUUUGAUUUUGAUUAUGGAAAUUGUAAAUACAAAGUGGACUGUGCUUGCCUCAAAGAAAAUCCUGAAUGUCCGGUUCUCAGACGUUCUGAACCUACAGAAAACAUCAAUACUGGAUAUGAAACCAGAAGGAAAAAAGGAAAGAAAGAGAAGGAUGUUUCAAGAGAAAAAGAGACUCAAAAUCAGAACAUCACAUUGGACUGUGAAGGAGCAGCCACCAAAAUGAAAAUCGCGGAUAAUAAGCAGAGGAAGCUCUCUCCCCUCAGGCUGUCCAUUUCCAAUAACCAGGAGCCAGAUUUUAUUGAUGAUAUAGAAGAAAAAACUCCCAUUAGCAAUGAAGUAGAAAUGGAAUCAGAGGAGCAGAUUGCAGAGAGGAAAAGGAAGAUGACAAGAGAAGAACGGAAAAUGGAAGCUAUCUUGCAAGCUUUUGCCAGAUUAGAAAAAAGAGAAAAAAGAAGAGAACAGGCUUUGGAAAGGAUCAGCACAGCAAAAACUGAGGUUAAAUCAGAAUGCAAGGAACCACAGAUUCUCAAUGACACUGAAUUUAUUCAGGAACCAGCAAAGGAAGAAGCUGUCACUAAGCCUACCCCAGCCAAGGUUAAUAGAGCUAAACAGAGAAAAAGCUUCUCUCGAAGCAGAACUCAUAUUGGACAGCAGCGUAGACGGCACAGAACUGUGAGCAUGUGUUCAGAUAUUCAGCCAUCUUCUCCUGAUGUGGAAGUAACAUCACAACAUAAUGAAACUGAGAAUGCUGCACUGGUGGCUGAGCCAGAAGCAGAAACUGUUGUUACAGAAAUGGUUACGGAAACAGAAGCUCCAGCACUUAAUAAAUGUCCUACUAAGUAUCCUAAAACAAAGAAGCACUUGGUAAAUGAAUGGUUAAGUGAAAAGAGUGAUAAGACAGGGAAGCCUACAGACAGUGUUUCAGAAAGGCCUCUGCGUAUAACCACCGACCCUGAAGUUCUGGCUACUCAACUGAAUUCUCUACCAGGUCUCACUUACAGCCCACAUGUAUACUCUACUCCAAAGCACUAUAUUCGUUUUACUUCACCAUUCCUUUCAGAAAAGAGGAGGAAAAAAGAACCUGUGGAAAACAUGACCGGCUCUUGUAAGAAGCGUUGGUUGAAGCAGGCUUUGGAAGAAGAAAACUCAACAGUGAUUGAUAGGUUUAAUUCGCCAUUGCUAGAGGGAUCUAGAAGUCCAGCCAUCAACGGUGAAAAUAAAAGCCCCUUAUUACUGAAUGACAGCUGUUCCUUAACAGAUCUAACAACACCUCUAAAAAAACGAAGACUGUACCAGCUGUUGGAGUCUGCAUUCUCAGAAACCUCUACACCUACUCCUUCUCCAUAUGCCACACCAACUCAUGCUGAUAUUGCUGCCUCAGAGCCAUUGAUGUUUGCUACUCCUCCUAGGGUAAAAACAGAGGAUGAAGCUUGUAGAAAUGGUUACAAACCCAUUUAUUCACCAGUUACUCCUGUAACUCCAUGUAUACAUGGAAAUACCAUGCACUUUGAGAAUAUUUCCUCACCUGACAGUUCCCCAGAAGUAAAAAGGCGAGCUUACACUCAAGAGGGAUAUGACAGAGCAUCGAUUCUAGCACUGAGUUCUUUCAGAAAUUCCAACCUGACAGAAAUGGGCCUGCAGGAAAUAAAGACUAUUGGAUAUUCCAGUCCAAGAAACAGGACUGAUGCGACACGGCAGUGCACAGGAGAAAUGGAAUCUGUGUCAGACCUCCAGCUGGGACUCGAAGUAAUUGAGCAAAGCACACUGCAUAAAAACCUGGAAGCCCCUACACAUGAUAGGACUGAUUCAAGCAGCCAAUUAGAAACUGCUCAUUGUGGACGGGGCACAAUUUAUUCUUCCUGGGUAAAAAGUCCCGACAGGACAGGUGUAAAUUUCUCAAUGAAUUCUAAUUUGAGGGACUUGACCCCUUCACAUCAGUUGGAGGUAGGAGGUGGAUUCAGAAUAAGUGAGUCAAAGUGCCUGAUUCAAGACGAUGCUAGAGGCAUGUUCAUGGAAGCAUCUGUUUUUUGUACUUCAGAAGAUGGAAUUGCAUCUGGCUUUGGAAGGACUGUCAAUAAUGACAACUUGAUGGAUGGGAAUUGCACACCCCAGAAUCCUCCACAGAAGAAAAAGGUAUCCUUGCUAGAAUACCGUAAGAGACAACGAGAAGCUAGAAAAAGUGGCUCAAAGACAGAAAACUUUCCCCUGGUUACUGUAUCUCCUCAUGCUGCUGGUGGAGGAAGCAUAAAUAGUAACAGUGGUGCUAAUGAUGGGUUUAACAACAGUAGUGAAAAUGGGGAACAAACUGAUAAUGCUGCGAGCCUGCCUGUACCACUGCCAACUGCUGUUUAUAAUGCAGCUCCAGAAGAUGUGGGCAACAACAGUGCAACCAAGGAAACUUCUUCCAGUGAGAAGAACGAGCCUGAAGUUCAGUGGACUGCAUCAACCUCUGUGGAACAAGUGAGAGAACGAAGUUAUCAUAGAGCUUUGCUUCUCAGUGAUCAUAGGAAAGACAAGGACUGUGGGGGAGAGUCACCCUGUAGUCCAUGCUCACCGUCCCAUGUUCAGUCUCCAACUUCAUCUCAUUCAAAUCUCAUUUUCCAGUUACAGCUUAAGGUCCAUUCUUUCGCUGAAUGUAUGGAAGAACCUGAUCCUGAAAAUCCAGAGCCUACUUCUGAAUGUCCAUCCCCAGAUACUUCACAGAAGACAUGCAAGAGUCCUUCAAAAGCAAGCAAGCCCUCUUCACCGAGUCCUGUAGUUUCAGCGCCAUCACUGGGAAAAACACCCACAAAGCCAGAUUCACACUGGGACACUGCAGCUAAUGCACCAGAGGCAGAAGGUGUGAAUCAUCCAAAAUCAGAGCUGCAACAAAAACAGCUGACAAAUAAUGUCCAAGCACUUUCAAAAACUCAUCCAUCUCAAUCACAUCUGCGCAGUUCUGCUGAGCAACUUUCACAUUCACAGAAGUUGCCUUCUGCACCUUUGAAGCUCCAUUGUCCCCCUUCGCCUCACGUAGAAAAUCCCCCAAAGCCAUCGACGCCCCACGCGCCCGUGCAGCACGGUUAUCUCUCACCAAAGCCUCACUCGCAGCAGUUGGGAUCUCCGUACAGACCUCAUCAUCCACAGUCACCUCAAGUCGGAACACCCCAGAGGGAAACGCACCGUGGUUUCUAUCCCGCAGCGCCAACCCUUCAGCCCAGUAAUCAGCAGCAGGCCAGCGGGCCGCUGUUCGCUCAGACAGCUUCAGGACAAUCCUCGGCUUCUUACAGCCAGUUCAACCAACAGAAUCUGAACAGCAAUGCCCCACCUCCCCCACCUCCUCCACCCCCUUCUUCCACCUACUAUCAGAACCAGCAGCCCUCUGGAAACUUUCAGAGUUACAGUCAACUGAAGGGUAGCAUCCCCCAACAGACUGUGUUUUCAUCUGGACCAAAUCAAGCACUUCCUGGCUCUGCGGGUCAGCAGACAGUGCCGGGACACCACGUAACUGCAGGGCAUUUCUUGCCCUCUCAGACCCCCAGUAUUCAUCACCAGGCUUCAGCGUCUGCUGCUCCUCCUCCUCCGCCACCACCCCCUGCUCCGGGCCCUCACCUGGUUCAGCAGCAGAGCACCCAUCAGCAGCAUUCUGUAGCACACGUCGUCGGCCCGGUUCACGCUGUGGCGGUGGCUCCCGGAUCCCACAUUCACUCUCAAGCUGCCGGUCACCAUCUGCCGCCCCCGCCUCCGCCGCCGGGCCCCAUUCCCCACCACCAGCCUCCUCAUCCUCCAGCCGGACACCAAGGUUUGCAAGCACAACACCAGCACGUUGUAAACUCUGCUCCUCCUCCCCCUCCGCCUCCCCCAUCCAACGUUAUAGGCUCGGGGCACCACCCGGCAUCGGCACAAGGGUUACACCACCCAUCGCAUCAAGGACCCCCCCAUUUUCCCUCAGGCGCUCACACGAGCGUGUCUUCCUAUUCCUCGCAAGCCCCCCACCACACGACGUUAGGACCCGGACCUCAACAUCAGCCUGCUGGAACAGGGCCUCAUUGUCCGCUCCCUGGUCAGGGUCCCCACAUCCAACCUCAAGGACCAAACAGUAUUGCAACCCCCACCGCUUCAGGGUUCUGCCCGCACCCUGGCUCAGUAACGCUUCCGCACGCAGUGCAAGGACCGCAGCAGGCGUCACCGGUGCCUGGACAGAUCCCCAUUCACAGAGCACAGGUGCCGCCCACCUUUCAGAACAAUUACCAUGGUUCAGGGUGGCAUUAAAACGGAUCCCCUUAAUCCUAAACAUUUUUAAAAUGUUCUGUAAUAUAAACUGUGUAUAUUUCAUAUGUACCUGUGGGAGGUACUUUUUAAAGCUUGUACAUGAUACUUUGUAUAAAAGCGAACACCAGUGCUCUCUCAUUGUAUCUUUCCAUUUUUUUGCUUUUUAAAAUUCCCGGAAACGUGCUGUUCAGCCAGUAUUAGGUAUUCCUUUUUAUUUUGUAAGUGAACAUUCCAGCUGUUUUUUCGGGCAGUAGGUUUGAUGCUGCAUAAUCUUUAAAGUUUUAUCGUUGCAGUUAAAUUCAUUUAGUGAAUGUUUUCUAUAUUACUUUUAUACAUAUGUAAUUAAAUAAGUACACAGGCUAAGUGAUGGCACUAACAACUUUUUUUUUUUCCAUUUUCUUCUGUCGACAGUUUUGUGUGCAUAGAGAUAGAAAACAAUGCAAUACAAAUUUUUAUAGUUUUGGUGUGGACAUGGCUUUUUGUUUCAUCAGUUAUUUGCAGAAAAUGUAAUUUAAUGUAUAGACCGUUUCUAAUGUCUGAGUGCUGUAAAUACUGUAUUUCUUUUGCUUGUAAAAUUGCUUAAAGCUACUUUCAUUUGAUAGAGUAAUGUAUAUAAUAAGUCUCUUUUGCAAAAAAAAAAAAAAGUGUGAUCUUUGUGAAAGUAGUACAGUAUAUGAUCUUUAAUUUUUUUUAAUAUACUGUCACAUUGCAGCACUGGUUGGGCAUUUUAAUUCAUGUUAAUAAAUCACAAUUAUGUCAGUUUU
Molecule: messenger RNA, 31269 nt
Organism: Phasianus colchicus (ring-necked pheasant)
Lineage: Eukaryota; Metazoa; Chordata; Aves; Galliformes; Phasianidae
Source: RefSeq, a predicted model, not a curated record